Panicum virgatum (switchgrass) is the source of this 948-nucleotide messenger RNA. RefSeq lists its product as uncharacterized. The coding region runs from base 295 to 741 and encodes 148 amino acids. Lineage: Eukaryota; Viridiplantae; Streptophyta; Magnoliopsida; Poales; Poaceae. The transcript has a single exon. The record is from RefSeq and is a predicted model, not a curated record.
CUCCUAACCUGUAACUGCUCGAGGAUAAACACCAUUUGCUCACACGUUUGUCGUGCAGGGAGAACGCAGGCGACGCCGCUAAAUGCCACUGCUAACCUCCCCUACUUCUUCCACGCCAACCACCGUCUCUUCUUCUUCUUCCUCUUCGUCUUCGACUCACGCCAAGAGCACACGCACACAAAUCCGUAUCAAUAGGACGGCAGCAGGUUGAUUAAUCUCGGCCAGUGUCUUUGCGAGCGCACCAAAAGGAGCGAGCGAGCGAGCGACAAGUCCAUCGGAGCUCCUUCGAUCGGCAUGGGCCAGGAGGAGGAGGAGGCCGUGCUCGUGCCGGCGGCCGCCGUGGUCUUCUCGUGGGAGCCAGUGGUAGUCAAGGCGGCGGAAGCCCGCUGCGACGUGCCGCCGGGGAGCCCGAAGAAGGCGCCGCAGCCACCGGCGCGCCGCCUCUCCGUGCCGCCGCCCCCGGGCCGGGCAGCGGUGCCGGCGAGAAGCCUGUCGUCGAGGGCGCGCGCCGUCCGGCCGGAGGACGACCCCUUCCUGGCCGCGUACCUGGCGUGCACCAAGAGCAGCGGCAGGAGAACCGGGAAGGACGUCGGCGGCGCGGCGAGGGAGGAGGCCAAGGGGCGGCGGUGGUUCACGUGGGCCCGCCUCGGGCUCUCCUGCAAGAGCUCCGCCGGGGCCGUGGAGCAGAGCAUGGUCAAGGUGGCCAAACGGCCGGAGCUGCGUCCUACUAGAGAUGUUUAAGCUUGAUCCACCGGCCAGUUCGUCUUGUCUUCUCGUAGUCUUCUGCUCUUGAUAUCUUUUUUAAGGUUAUGUUUAUGUCAGUGUGAAGCUUGAAUUAGCGAGGUUCGUUUUCUUUUAUGUAUGGUAAGGGAAGAAGAACCAUCUGUGAAAAGAUACAAACAUAUUUGCAAUCUCUCAACUUCAUCUUAGUUUCAGACUUUCAGAUUA